This is a messenger RNA of Solanum lycopersicum (tomato), 483 nucleotides long. RefSeq names its product protein 108. Lineage: Eukaryota; Viridiplantae; Streptophyta; Magnoliopsida; Solanales; Solanaceae. The record is from RefSeq and is marked validated.
AACAAUCAUGGCAUCUGUGAAGUCGUCGUCGUCAUCAUCAUCAUCAUCAUUUAUUUCCUUGUUGUUGUUGAUUUUGCUUGUGAUUGUACUGCAAAGCCAAGUUAUCGAGUGUCAACCUCAACAGUCAUGCACCGCGUCACUUACUGGCCUGAACGUCUGCGCCCCAUUCCUGGUCCCAGGCUCACCUACUGCAAGUACGGAGUGUUGCAAUGCAGUACAGUCGAUUAAUCAUGACUGUAUGUGCAACACUAUGCGCAUUGCAGCUCAAAUUCCAGCUCAGUGCAACCUCCCUCCACUCUCUUGUUCUGCAAAUUGAGUUUGAGAUCAGUGGCCAGCAAGUUUACAUCUGCUACAUGAGCAAAUUAAAUAAUAUCGUAACAAUAAAUUAAAGUUGUCUUUUUUUUUUGGUUAUGCAACAGACCAAGGGGGUCAUGAGAAAAGAGUUUGUACUAUCAUAUGAUUAUCAAUAAAAAAAAUUAUGAG